AUGGCAAAGAAGACAGGAGGCGCUGAUGGUACUCGGGAGGGAAUUCCUGACGAGUCUACUUCGAACAUGGCUGAAUUUCGAUCCAUUCUUCUCGAGAAUCAGAUAGCAACUCAAGCUUCGAUUCAACAACUUGGGGAAACCCUAACAGCUCGGAUGGAUGCCUUAACCACCGCAAUUACCGCCCUUGUGGAACAGCAACGUCACCACGAUGCUCCACCACCACAAGCGCAGCCCGUAAAUCUUCCUCACCAGCCUCCACCACAACGACAACUACAACAACCACGGCUCCCACCUCCACCCCAACCACGACAACAACAACAAUUUCUUCCCCCACCACACCAGGAUAUACGCCAGCAUAACCAGCAUCAACAACACUUUGAAGAAGAUGAAGAUGAUCAACACUUCCGUGUCUUUCAAGACGAGCUUCGACGAAGAGACAACUACGACAAUCAUUGGGAGCGCAGUUUUCGUGUAGACAUACCAGAGUUCCACGGUGGUCUCCGCGGGGACGAACUCAUCGAAUGGCUAGUUUCAGUAGAAGAGAUCCUUGAGUUUAAACAGGUGCCACCAGCUCGACGCGUUCCUCUCGUUGCAAUGCGUUUCAGAGGUCAUGCUGCGAAAUGGUGGAAGCAGAUUAAAACCACUCGAUCUCGUACUGGUAAAACGCCAAUCCAGUAUUGGGAAAAAUUAACCAAACAUCUCCGACAAACUUUCUUACCCCACAACUAUGAACGCACCAUGUAUACGAAGUUGCAGAAUCUUCGACAAGGUAACCGUACCGUGGACGAAUAUGCAGAGGAGUUUGCUUUGCUAUUAACUCGCAACGAGAUUAAUGACAGCCAGGUCCAACUUGUCUCACGCUUCAUUGGGGGCCUACGACCUCAGCUUCAAAACUCAAUGGCACAAUUUGACCCCUCCACCGUAGGUGAAGCACACCGUCGCGCAGCUUCAUUCGAACAACAAUCCCGAUCAUCUAGUUGGAACCCGUCUUCAUCUCGAUCACGUACGCAAGAUGCAUCAAUCAGCAACACUCCUUCUAUUCCGGCAAAAGAGACAGGUGAUGCCGCAAAUUCAACGUCCAAACCAGCAACACAAGAGGAUCCACCAUUACGUCGUUCUACACGACCGACUACGACGAGAUGUUACGGUUGUGGAGAACCGGGACACCGGCUGAACGCUUGCCCUCAUGCAACGCGACGUGGGUUGUUAGCUGAUGAUUCACUCGAGGAACCAGAGGUCUAUGAUUCGCAAGAGGAAGAAGAUACCAACGACAACCCAAGUCAUAUCACUACCGGCGAUAGUGGAUGUACUUUGCUCCUCCACCGCUCUUGUCUGACUCCGCUUCAACAAGACGACAAGUGGUUACGUACUAAUAUUUUUCACUCCACUUGUACUAUCAAAGAGCGUGUUUGCAGUUUUGUUAUUGAUUCGGGGAGUAGUCGUAAUGUGAUCUCGGAAGAGGCCGUCGAUAAGCUUGGAAUUGCACGCGAGAAACACCCGGCACCUUAUACUCUUGGAUGGCUUAACAAUACAGCAAAUAUUCGCAUCACUCACCGAGCCAUAGUACCAUUCUCGAUUGGACCUUACUACCGUGAUCGGAUCUACUGCGAUAUUGCCCCAAUUGACUUUUGUCAUCUUCUUUUAGGCCGUCCAUGGGAAUAUGAUCGAAAGAUUAUCCAUGAUGGUGCAAAGAACACUUACAGUUUCCUUUGGAACAAUCACCAAAUUGUUCUUGUCCCAUCUCCAGAGACAGCCCUGGCUUCUUCUUCCCACGCUCCGGCAAAUGACCGAACCCCACCUGCAACAAACACACAAUCAACUACCCUAUUGUGUUCUUAUGCGUCAUUCAUCUCGGAGUUUCACAAGGAAGGUGUGGCUUUCGCUCUUGUUCCAGCAUCUACACCUCGUCUUCUCGCUACAACAAAGGCGUCUCCUUUGGAUACUGUUCUACAAGAAUUUGCAGACGUCUUCCCAAAGGAACUUCCAGAAGGACUGCCUCCUCUGCGGGAUAUUCAACACCAAAUUGAUCUGGUUCCCGGGGCAACGUUACCUAACCGGCCUCACUACCGAAUGAGUCCAAAAGAGCAUGAAGAAUUGAGACGUCAGGUUGAGAAUCUUUUGCGCAAAGGCCACAUUAAGGAAAGCCUUAGCCCGUGUGCCGUACCGGCUCUUUUGAUACCUAAGAAGGAUGGGUCGUGGCGUAUGUGUGUGGACAGUCGUGCUAUUAACAAAAUCACUGUCCGUUAUAGGUUUCCCAUUCCUCGACUUGACGACCUUCUAUAUCAGAUUGGCAAUGCGAAGAUAUUCUCUAAAAUUGACCUUAAAAGCGGUUACCAUCAGAUUCGUAUUCGUCCCGGCGAUGAAUGGAAGACAGCUUUCAAGACACGUGAAGCAUUGCGCCCAUUCAUUGGACGUUUUGUGGUUGUCUACUUCGAUGAUAUUUUAAUUUUUAGCACUUCCUUGGCCGAGCAUACGGAGCACUUGCGCAAGGUCCUCACGGUUCUCCGAGCAGAAAAACUAUUUGCAGCUAAGCAGAAGUGUGAGUUUGGCGUCGACAAAGUCCUCUUUCUUGGUUAUGUAGUUUCCGAUAAGGGGUUGGCCGUGGAUCAAUCUAAAGUUGACGCGAUCAACUCAUGGCCUAUUCCAAAGACAGUUUCGGAGAUACGAAGUUUUCAUGGCCUUGCUUCCUUUUAUCGACGCUUUGUCCAUAACUUCAGUACUAUCAUGGCACCAAUCACGAGCUGCAUUGGGGCAGUCUUGAGCCAGCAAGGACGACUUGUUGCAUUCUACAGUGAAAAACUAGCUGGUGCUCGUGGUAGGUACAGUACUUAUGAUGUAGAGUUUUAUGCCGUUGUCCAAGCCAUUAAGCAUUGGCGUCACUAUCUGGUCCACCGGGAGUUCGUCCUUUUCACUGAUCACGACGCCUUACGACAUCUUGACAGCCAAGCAAAAGUCUCUUCUCGCCACGCCUCGUGGAUUGCUUAUUUACAGCAGUUCACAUUCUCGAUCAAGCAUCAAUCCGGGAAGACUAAUCGUGUGGCGGAUGCUCUCAGUCGUAGGCAUGUCUUACUCACGACAAUGCACACUAAGUGUAGUUUGCGGUUGGAAAUCAUCAGAGAGCUUCAUACGGAAGGUCAUGUGGGCAGGGAUCGCACACUACAUUUGGUCUCCAUCUCUUAUUUUUGGCCGUCAUUACGCAAGGACGUUGAGCGUUUUGUGGAGCGAUGUCAUAUAUGUCAAAAGGCUAAAGGACGUGCUUCGAAUGCAGGGCUUUAUCUUCCUCUUCCCGUCCCUACUCAGCCUUGGACAGAUGUUAGUAUGGACUUCGUUUUGGGAUUGCCCCGAACCCAACGGGGACACGACUCGAUUUUCGUUGUUGUCGACCGUUUUUCUAAAAUGGCACACUUCAUACCCUGCAAAAAGACAACAGAUGCAGUGAAUGUCGCCACUUUAUUCUUCCGGGAUGUGUAUCGCUUGCAUGGAUUGCCUUCGUCCAUCGUCUCCGAUCGCGACACUCGAUUCCUUGGUCACUUCUGGCGCUCUUUGUGGAAGUUGUUGGGUACAUCAUUAGAUAUGAGCUCCGCUUAUCAUCCCCAGUCGGAUGGCCAAACAGAAGUUACAAAUCGCUCUCUUGGUAAUCUUCUUCGUUGUCUUGUAGGCGACAAUAUUAAAACAUGGGAUUCAAAACUUUCUCAGGCAGAGUUUGCGCAUAACCACGCUUUGAAUCGCAGCCUGGGUUUUUCCCCUUUUCAUGUCGUAUAUGGCAUCAUUCCACGGUGUCCCUUGGAUUUGACUACAACACCGGAUCGCACAAGACAUCAUGGCGAGGCUGUAGACUUUGUGGCCGAUAUACAGACCAUACAUCGACAGGCUCAAGCCAAUUUGGAAGCUACAACAAUCAAAUAUAAAGCUUCAGCAGAUAAAAAACGCCGAGAAGUUAUUUUUGAACCAGGGGAACAAGUUUGGGUUUACUUGACGAAGGAGAGGCUUCCACUUCGUGAUUACAACAAGCUUAAAUCAAAAAAGAUUGGUCCUUGUGAG
Molecule: messenger RNA, 4041 nt
Organism: Raphanus sativus (radish)
Lineage: Eukaryota; Viridiplantae; Streptophyta; Magnoliopsida; Brassicales; Brassicaceae
Exons: 4
Biological process (GO): DNA integration; proteolysis
Molecular function (GO): zinc ion binding; nucleic acid binding; aspartic-type endopeptidase activity
Source: RefSeq, a predicted model, not a curated record